Molecule: messenger RNA, 480 nt
Organism: Eufriesea mexicana
Lineage: Eukaryota; Metazoa; Arthropoda; Insecta; Hymenoptera; Apidae
Product: transcription factor 15
Exons: 3
Coding region: 16-480 (154 amino acids)
Biological process (GO): developmental process; regulation of transcription by RNA polymerase II
Molecular function (GO): DNA-binding transcription factor activity, RNA polymerase II-specific; protein dimerization activity; RNA polymerase II transcription regulatory region sequence-specific DNA binding
Source: RefSeq, a predicted model, not a curated record
GCGGCGCAAUGCAGCAUGGCUGCACGAAAGAGAGAGGAAUCAUCAAAACAACGUUAUCAAGCGAACGCACGUGAGAGGGACCGUACUCAUAGGAGAACAUACAGUAGCGCAAAAUACGCGAAUACUCUUAAUGAGGGUAAGGAACCCAAACGCAAAAUUCAAGAAAUCCAAUCUUCGCUGUGCAGUGUGAACACGGCUUUCAGUGCCUUGAGAACUUUAAUACCAACGGAACCCGCGGAUAGGAAAUUAUCAAAAAUAGAGACAUUAAGAUUAGCAAGCAGUUACAUCAACCACUUGGGUGCUGUUCUUGUCGCUGGUCCUAUAGAUCAACCCUGUUUACGUGUUGAAGACAACAGUGGUGUUUAUGGAACAAAUCAUUGGACUGAUUCGCAAACAAGGCCACAAGUCUGCACUUUUUGUCUUGCCAUGCACAAAAAAUAUAACUUAAAUAUCGCUUCAGAGGUAAUUUCAAAUUAUUAA